CUCUAUCAGUAGCGGGAUCUGAAUUUCUUUUUUUUGGGAAGGGAUCUUUAUCCGUGGUGUGUUCCACUCAGUCGAGGCUUUUUCCACUUAAUCACCGCUAAUUCACUUGAGCCAGCUAUUCCUAAUUCUCUUGUACCUUACCGUUUGCGCUCUAUAUCUUUACAUACAUAUCUGAUGGCGUCGGCGUUUAGCAAUAUUCAGCGUUUUUUCGGAAAAAAGUCGCCCGAUGAAUUGGUUCGCAAAUGGCGGCAAGAAAUACGUGCCCAACAGCGAAUAAUACAACGGCAAAUUCAUGCCAUUGACCUGGAAGAAGCCAAAGUUAAAAAGUCGAUCAAACAAGUGGCCAAAAAAGGCGAUGCCAAGAACUGUAAAAUAUUAGCCAAAGAACUGAUACGAUCCCAGCGACAUAAAGAUAGACUGUAUACCAGCAAAGCGCAAAUGAACUCUAUUGUCAUGCAACUCGAACAUCAACUUGCGACGUUGAAGGUGGCAGGCACUUUGCAAAAAAGUAGCGAAAUCAUGCAAAGCGUGAAUCAACUUGUUCGACUGCCGGAAGUGUCACAAGCAAUGCAACAAAUGUCUAUGGAGAUGACCAAAGCGGGCAUUAUGGAAGAAAUGAUUGAUGAUACCAUGGAGAUGAUGGAUGAUGACGAUAUUGAGGAAGCGGCGGAUGAAGAAGUCAGCAACGUUCUAUAUCAAAUCACAGAUGGCAUGCUGGGCGAAGCGGGUUCAGUUGGUCCAGCAUUGGAAAAGAAACCAGAAGUCGUUGUGGCAGAGGAGGAAGAAGAAGAAGAAGAAGGGCCGGAAUUGGAUAUGAUGCAAAAACGACUUCAGGCACUCAAAGGAUAAUCGAUGCAUGGUGAUCGUCUGAUAUAAUGAAAAAUGGGAGGAUGCCGAACCUUUUCUAUAUGUAACAGUUUUCUUUUGUUUGGGAACAAGUGUUUUUGGCCAAAUUCCACGCAUGCCGUGAUUUGUGAAACUAUUGUCAUUCAUUUUUUUUGGAAAAAAAUGAUUUGCCUCGGUCUUUGAUAUCCAAGGCCAAGAGAAUGGUAGCUAAAACCUGUAGUUGAGUAUGCAUCUUUGGUUCCCAAGAUAUCCGUUGCGAAAAGAUGCGUCUUUCUGCUUUUCUUCUUUUUCCAUCCAAAAACUGAUGAUGUGAUUAGAAGGAUUGAUAAAAAAAAAUGGCUGGCCAUAGGGAGAGAAAGCAGAAUCCGAACACCCAUAUGCAAAAAAUGCCAUAUGCUCAGUAAUAUCGUUUGCAACUUGAUAUAAGCAUUGCUGCAAGUACAGAUCAACAAAACUGACGUCAUGAGCUCGACGACAACGGCGAGACGCCAAGU
Messenger RNA from Radiomyces spectabilis, 1340 nucleotides. Its product is annotated as Snf7-domain-containing protein. NCBI's taxonomy places the organism in Eukaryota, Fungi, Mucoromycota, Mucoromycetes, Mucorales, Radiomycetaceae. Bases 175 to 849 code for a protein of 224 amino acids. Gene Ontology annotation, cellular component: ESCRT III complex; multivesicular body. The record is from RefSeq and is a predicted model, not a curated record. The transcript is spliced from 6 exons. Gene Ontology annotation, biological process: late endosome to vacuole transport; endosome transport via multivesicular body sorting pathway; protein transport.